Molecule: messenger RNA, 545 nt
Organism: Canariomyces notabilis
Lineage: Eukaryota; Fungi; Ascomycota; Sordariomycetes; Sordariales; Chaetomiaceae
Exons: 2
Coding region: 96-443 (115 amino acids)
Source: RefSeq, a predicted model, not a curated record
UCUGUCCCUUGCAGCUUUUCGUGUACCAUAAUCCCCGCCGAGAAGCGUGUUUCGUGCCUGCCCAGGACUGCCUUGGGAGCUUACAUGCACCCCUAAUGCAACGACUCAGGAAAUCGCGAGCGGGAAAAGCGGGGUGCCUUCCGGGCAGCCUGAGCCGACCGACUGCUUCAUGCCUCGCCCCGGCAGGUUCCAGUGGUUUUUGGUGGGCGGGCCGACCCCUGUCGGUUUGCGACGUGCACCCCCAGCAGUGCCUCUACAUUGACCCCUAUCUUGGGGGCUCUUGCAGGUUGCAACCUGACAUGGGCCAGAGACGGGAACGCAGCAGUUCGCACAGAGCCAGCUCAAUUUUGAUCCCUAGGCUCGCUGCUUGCAAUUCUAUCAUCAAAACCCUUUCGACUGCUACCGCGACCGGACGCCGACGAGGAACGCGCUGUCGGACGUGAGCCUCAGUCCCAACCGCAAAGAGGUUGGUCUCGCCAUGAGCCCGUCUAACCGGCUGUCACCGACUCGCCCGCCAACCUGAGAAAAUAUCUGUCCAUCCGGUU